This is a messenger RNA of Acanthamoeba castellanii str. Neff, 1641 nucleotides long. RefSeq names its product Tcomplex protein 1, eta subunit. Gene Ontology annotation, cellular component: chaperonin-containing T-complex. Bases 1 to 1641 code for a protein of 546 amino acids. Lineage: Eukaryota; Discosea; Longamoebia; Acanthamoebidae. The transcript has 6 exons. Gene Ontology annotation, biological process: protein folding. The record is from RefSeq and is a predicted model, not a curated record. Gene Ontology annotation, molecular function: ATP-dependent protein folding chaperone; ATP hydrolysis activity; ATP binding.
AUGUCGCAAUUCCUGCAACCGAGCAUCAUCAUCCUCAAGGAGGGAACCGAUACAUCGCAGGGCAAGGCCCAGCUCAUCAGCAACAUCAAUGCCUGCAUGGCCGUUGUGGACACCAUCCGCACCACGCUUGGACCCCGUGGAAUGGAUAAAUUGAUCUAUGAGGGCCGGAACAUCACCAUCUCCAACGACGGCGCUACGAUCAUGAAGCUGCUGGACGUCGUGCACCCUGCUGCUCGCACGCUGGUUGAUAUCGCCAGAUCACAGGACGAAGAGGUAGGAGAUGGCACCACCAGCGUUGUGGUGCUGGCUGGUGAGCUGCUGAAAGAAUCGAAGGCCUUCGUUGAGGAGGGCGUGCACCCCACCGUCAUCAUCCGUGCCUUCCGCGCUGCCUGCGAGCUGGCAAAGGCCAAGAUCAGGGAACUUGCCGUCUCCAUCGAUGCCGGCAAGGACGCUGCCACCGAGAUGCGCACCGUGCUUGAGAGGUGCGCUGGUACUGCCCUGAACUCGAAGCUCAUUGGCAGCCACAACGCCUUCUUCUCCAAGAUGGUGGUUGAUGCUGUGAUGCACCUCGACGAGGACCUCAACAUUGACCUUAUUGGUAUUAAGAAGGAGAAGGGCGGAUCCAUGGAGGACUCGCUGCUGAUCGAAGGUGUGGCUUUCAAGAAGUGCUUCUCGUACGCUGGUUUCGAGCAGCAGCCCAAGAAGAUCCCCAACCCCAAGAUUUUGCUGCUCAACCUCGAGCUCGAGCUGAAGGCCGAGAAGGACAACGCUGAGCUCAGGAUUGAGGAUCCCGCCGACUACCAGGCGAUGGUGGACGCCGAGUGGAACAUCAUCUACGAGAAGCUGGAUAACAUCGUGAAGUCGGGUGCCAACGUUAUCUUCUCGCGUCUGGCCAUCGGCGAUUUGGCCACACAGUACUUUGCCGACCGCGGCGUGUUCUGCGGCGGUCGUGUGCCGCAGGAGGACCUCGAGCGAAUCUCCAAGGCCACCGGUGCGCAGAUCCAGACCACCGUCAACGAUCUCAACGCGCCCAUCCUCGGCCACGCCGAGCUCUUCGAGGAGCGUCAGGUUGGUGGCGAGCGCUACAACUUCAUCACCGGCUGCGUCCAGGCGCGUACCGCCACCAUCAUCCUGCGCGGCGGCGGCGAGCAGUUCAUCGAGGAGGCCGAGCGCUCCAUGCACGACGCCAUCAUGAUCGUGCGACGGGCUCGGAAACACUCGGCCGUCGUGGCCGGCGGUGGCGCCAUCGAGAUGGAGCUCUCCAAGUACCUCCGCACCCACUCGCGCACCAUCAAGGGCAAGCAGCAGCUCGUCAUCAACGCCUUUGCCAAGGCCCUCGAGGUCAUCCCGCGUCAGAUCGCCGACAACGCCGGCUUUGACUCGACCGACAUCCUCAACCAGCUCCGCCAGAAGCACGCCCAGGGCGCCACCUGGUACGGCGUCGACAUCACCAACGAAGGCGUCACCGACACCUACCUCUCCUUUGUCUGGGAGCCCUCGCUCGUCAAGCUCAACUCCAUCACCGCCGCCACCGAGGCCGCCUGCCUCGUCCUCUCCAUCGACGAGACCGUCAAGAACCCCAAGUCCUCGGCCUCGGACGACGUGCCCGCCCCCAUGCCCCGCGGCGGCCGAAGGCGCUGA